Messenger RNA from Juglans microcarpa x Juglans regia, 3662 nucleotides. RefSeq names its product BTB/POZ domain-containing protein NPY2. The coding region runs from base 1655 to 3532 and encodes 625 amino acids. The record is from RefSeq and is a predicted model, not a curated record. NCBI's taxonomy places the organism in Eukaryota, Viridiplantae, Streptophyta, Magnoliopsida, Fagales, Juglandaceae. Gene Ontology annotation, molecular function: protein binding. The transcript is spliced from 5 exons.
ACAUAUAUUUUGGUACUAUUUGAUCAAUCACACUAUGUAAGUUUUCUGCCACCACCUUGACGUAGAAUAGUAAGAUAGCAGUAGUGUUGGUGCAGGAUGAGGGAGAGAGAGAUGAUGGGUAAUGAGGUUAUUUAGGAAGGAAGUGAAGGGUCAUUUUAAUGAAGGAGUCCGCGUUAUGGGGGCAACAACAGGAAAGCUGGGAGUGUCAGUACGUGUGGCGUGCAUGACUGAGCAAGUGUAAUGGUGAAUGUUAAUACCUCCAAAAAUCGAAUCAAUAUCUUCCGGCUUUCUCACGGAAAAUCAAAGGAAAAGGAAAGUAGGUAAAUAAAGGGAAAAUAUUGUGUUUGGAGAAAGUGGUAAUGUUGGUACUAACGAGACUGAUGAAAGAUUUCGUAACACGGUAAUAGCUUGGCUUUUACGGUAAUCUUCACUGCGGCUGGGGGCCUCUGUGGUUUUUACUUCGUGUGUUUGAUGCAGAAACUGUGAGAACCAGCUCAUUUUCUGACGGGUGAUUUUGGGUUGUUUCUUUAGCUUUUGCCUUUCGGUUUUUAUUUUGGUGAUGGUGAGUUAAAAAUUCCCAUUGGCAGUUCACUGUUCCACUGAAUUUCCGAUCUUGACGCAAAACGAUUGGAAUGCUGGUGUAAUAGUUCGGAUGGAAUGCCGGUGUAAUAUGCCAGUCCCAUUGGUGUUUGCAAUUGCUUCUUCCUUGAUACGGUUUUAGAUUUAUUGGUUUCGUUUUUGCUGAUAGCCUGAUACCACCUCAAACUUGGAAUGCUUAAUUUCACCUCAUUACAUGUAACUUUUUAUUACACUAACCAGCUUUGUAGAUUUGAUAUGUGGGUCUUGGUUUUUGUUGGAAUUUACACGGAGAGUGGCUUUUGGGGUUCUGUGUUUAUGUUUCCAACUUGAUAUGGAGCACAUUUCUUCAUGUGGGGUUUUAGGUUUUUUCAAACUUCAACGGGGGAAGAAAUCAUACAUAAAUGUGCUUUGUUUGAUUUGUAGAUGUUGGAUUUGAAACUUGGAGCUUUAAAGGCCACAAGAGGGCCUGGUGGUAUGAAUGCUUAAAAAAUAUUGGAAAACAAAGAAACAGAGUGAUCAGGAAGAGAGAAAAGAAAUAGUGGGGGAAGUGAGGUGGAGUCAGAUUUGUGCUUGCGGGUGUCGCAAGUCUCAGCAUUAUUUUAAUGUUAGGAGUCUGUUGGCGAUGUCUCCUGGGCUGACUAGGUGCACCCGGACUCCGUGGGCUUUGCCGCCGACCAAGGAAACAGCCUCUUCUUUGCCUCUCUUGGCAUUCAAGAGAGCCUUUUCUUAAAAAAUUGCACAACUCCAUCUUGUGUUUCCCUUUAUCUCUUUCUCUCUCUUACUCAGACUCUUUGCCUCGGUUUGCUGUAAAAAAAGAUUCGCUCUCAUACCACCACAAGCAUAUAUCCUUCCCCUCUUUGAGAUCCUUCUUUUCUCUCUUGGAGAGCAGGAGCUUGGUUGCAUUGAGAAAUCUGGUCCCCACACCUGGGACUCUUCUUUCUAUUUCUGGGUAUUUUCCCUCGAUUGAAAAGUCGAUGUAUGGGGAUGUGUCGGGGUGACUAGCACUACUCAGUUGAGUAUUAGAGAAGGCUGGUUUGAAGGUAUAAAGGGUGAAGCUGAUCUCUUGCUUUCAAAGAUGAAGUUUAUGAAACUUGGAUCGAAGCCGGAUUCCUUUCAGACUGAUGGGAACGAAUUCAGGUAUGCGGCAAGUGAGCUGGCAACAGACAUUGUUCUUAUUGUGGGGGAUGUAAAAUUCUAUCUUCAUAAGUUUCCUCUACUGUCUAAGAGUGCCCGCUUGCAGAAGUUGGUCACAACCACUACCGAAGAGAACACAGAUGAAAUUCACAUGUCUAACAUACCUGGUGGUCCAUCUGCCUUUGAGAUAUGUGCCAAGUUUUGUUAUGGCAUGACUGUCACCCUCAAUGCAUACAACGUUGUUGCAGCUCGAUGUGCAGCCGAGUACCUAGAAAUGAAUGAGACCAUGGAGAGAGGGAACCUCAUUUAUAAGAUUGAUGUCUUUCUUAGCUCUAGUAUUUUCCGCAGCUGGAAAGAUUCGAUCAUUGUUCUGCAGACUACAAAGUUUCUGUCACCCUUAUCUGAGGAGUUGAAGGUGGUCAGCAACUGUAUUGAAUCUAUAGCUACCAAGGCCUGUGUUGAUGUUUCCAAGGUUAACUGGUCUUAUACCUAUAAUCGGAAGAAGCUCCCGGAGGAAAAUGGGAAUGGUUCAACCUGGAAUGGUGUCAGAAACCGUCCAGUGCCAAAAGACUGGUGGGUUGAGGAUUUGUGUGAGCUUGAAAUUGAUCUAUAUAAGCGUGCUCUAAUGAAUAUUAAAACUAAAGGGAUAGUUUCAAAUGAUGUGAUUGGGGAGGCCUUGAAAGCCUAUGCCUAUAGAAGGUUGCCCGGUUUCAGCAAGGGUUUGAUUCAGUCAGGAGAUAUGGUAAAGUAUCGGUCAAUAGUGGACACAAUAGUGUGGCUGUUGCCUGCAGAGAAAGGCAGUGUCACUUGUAGUUUCUUGCUCCAGUUGUUGAAAGCCUCCAUUUUUGUGGACUCAGGAGAGAUGGCCAAGGUUGAGCUGGUAAGGAGAAUAGGACAGCAACUGGAGGAGGCUUCUGUAAAUGAUCUUUUGAUCCGAGCAUCAGAAGAGGAAACUACCAUGUUUGAUGUUAGUUCAGUACAGAAAAUAGUACAAGAGUUCCUAAUGCAAGAUCAGAAUGCUGAGAUUGAAUCACUCGAAGAAAGCAAUGAGCUUCAUAAGACAAGAAGACCAGGGAUUUUAUCGGAUGCUUCCAAGCUGAUGGUAGCAAAAUCGAUAGAUGGAUACCUUGCCGAAAUCUCUAAGGAUCCCAACCUACCCUUGUUGAUGUUUGUUGAUCUUGCCAAUAUGGUGUCCGGUAUCUGUCGGCCUGCUCACGAUGGGCUUUAUCGUGCCAUUGACAUGUAUCUAAAGGAGCACCCAGGGAUCAGCAAGAGCGAGAGGAAGAGGAUAUGCAAGCUGAUGGACUGCAAGAAGCUUUCAGUUGAUGCAUGCAUGCAUGCUGUUCAAAAUGAGAGACUGCCAUUGCGUGUAGUUGUGCAGGUACUCUUUUUUGAGCAGGUUAGGGCUGCUGCAUCAUCAGGCAGCAGCACUCCUGACCUACUAAAAGGCAUCAAGGAUCUAAAUAGCGGCUCUCAUGGGAGCUCAAGAUCAGCAACAACAAACACAGAGGAAGACUGGGAUGCAGUGGCGACAGCUGAGGAGCUCAAGGCACUAAAGGGGGAGCUAGCUACUUUAAGGUUGGCCAAUGGAGUUGGAGGCAGUGAGAGGAACGAUGAUGGUAAAGGUAAUGUUGACAAAGCUGCCAUUUACAAAAUGAAAGGGCUGCUCAAGUCAAAGAAGAUCUUUGCCAAACUGUGGUCUAGCAAAGGGGGACAAGGUGACAAUAGUGGCUCGGAUUCAUCAGAUAGUCUUGGUUCUGCCAACCCAGAGGAAGUUAAAUCAACACCUUCCCGAAAUAGGAGGCAUUCAGUAUCUUAGAUUCAAUUGACAGAAAUAGUGUUGGUGGGUUCUUUUGGGCCUUUUGCUUUCUUAAUGACAUUAGCAAACUUCAACAGUAGUGCUUAUCGUUUAAUGUAGCAAAAAUGAAGUGCAUAUAGAUUUUAGAUGA